GACACAAUUUGCAAAAUGCAGCUCGUCAUCCUACUCUGUGCCGUGUCUCUGCUGCAUUCAUGUGAAACAAAAGUUCCCCAGAUUGUACCGAGGAGAAAGACUGACUAUCAGACAGGAAGUGGCUGUAACCACAUGAGGUUGGAACACCAUGGGAGAGAGCCCAGAGCUGAGACUCCUGUGUUUGUGAAGAAGGGAGAGGACGUGUUUCUGAAUGUCACAAUAGCUAAUGUUACCGAUGAAGAUUUUUUUACCUGGAAAUUCAAUAAAACUGUUAAUUUAGUACGAUUUUUUGCUGGUGCAAAACCAACAAUCUUUAGUGAUUACUCUGGAAGGAUUGAGGUGCUGGAGAAAUACUCUGUGAAACUGAAGAAUCUACAAGAGGCAGACAGUGGAGUUUAUACUGCAGUACUGUCUGGGAGUAAAGACAAACAAAUAACUGAAUACAAGAUCACAGUCCAAGAUCCAGUGUCUCCAGUUAUUCUGUCAGUGGACUCUGUGUCCAGCAGCUCAGUCUGGUGUAACCUGACAGUGAGCUGCAGAGCACAGGACUCUCACAUUAACAGCACCUUUAGAUGUGACACCCACACCUGCAGUCAGGAGGGAGGAGAGAGACAACAGGUCACACCCUCUGCUUCUGCUCUCCAUGUCUACCUGUCCAAUGGCUCCAUCAUCUGUAACCAUAGCAACCAGGUCAGCUGGACAAAGGACAUGAAAACAAUUAAAACUCUCUGCCAACAUGAUGGUCAUGAUCCACCCACCAAUGCCAUCUCUGUGGGUGCUGGUGUUGGCAUAGGCAUCCUUCUCUUCCUAUGUGUUGCAGCAUUAGUAGCAGCAGCAUUUUGUUAUCAUCAAAAGAAAGGACAAGAUACAAGAGAGAUCCGGGAGAAUACAGUAUAUGAAGUUCCUCAGGUCCUACCUACAGCUUUAACUCAGAGUUCAACAGUUGAAGGUCUUUCGCCGACCUCCACCUACUGCUUGGUAGGGCCUCACACUGCAUCUCUGGAUUCCAGGCCGACUCUGCCAGAGAGUCUGUAUGCUCAGGUGGAUAAGCCUGGCAGAAUCUUGAACAAGUAAUCAGCAGGGUAUUACACAUAUACUGCGCUGGCUGCAAUUUACAGUUUAGCUCUCGAUGUUAACAGUAAUGUAAGUUAUAUGUGAGCUGCUCUGGUAUGGAAAGACUUCUCCAGAGGUGGGUAGUAACGAGUUACAUUUACUCCGUUACAUUUAGUUGAGUAAGUUUUUGAAAAAAUUGUACUUUUUAGUUUUAAAGGAGUAGUUUUAAAUCACUAUACUUUUACUUUUACUUG
Etheostoma spectabile (orangethroat darter) is the source of this 1307-nucleotide messenger RNA. RefSeq lists its product as uncharacterized. Gene Ontology annotation, cellular component: membrane. The coding region runs from base 16 to 1074 and encodes 352 amino acids. NCBI's taxonomy places the organism in Eukaryota, Metazoa, Chordata, Actinopteri, Perciformes, Percidae. The transcript has 7 exons. The record is from RefSeq and is a predicted model, not a curated record.